This is a messenger RNA of Anopheles bellator, 987 nucleotides long. RefSeq names its product prion-like-(Q/N-rich) domain-bearing protein 25. Lineage: Eukaryota; Metazoa; Arthropoda; Insecta; Diptera; Culicidae. The transcript is spliced from 5 exons. The record is from RefSeq and is a predicted model, not a curated record. Bases 1 to 987 code for a protein of 328 amino acids.
AUGGGGCCCGCCGUCAUGUGGAGGACCUUCGGAUCGGCGCUCUUCCUGCUGGCCAGCACGCAGUGUCAAACGUUCAUACGGCGAACAGCAAACGUGUGCCGGACGGAUGACGAGUGUCCGAUGCAAGCUUACUGCGAACGAUACAACACCAUUCACGAGUACGGGGUCUGUUCGUGCAUGGCCGGCUACUUUGCCGUGACCGACACUAACACGACGCGGCGCUGUUUGCGAGCGGCCACAGACAUUGGGGAUUACUGCCUCCACAACGAUCAGUGCCAGUAUACGCUUAGCACGGACUCGGAGUGCAGGGACAAUUCGUGCCAGUGCCGCGAAGCAGCCCAUUACGUUGAACGUGAAAAGCGAUGUUAUAAAACGAGCUUGCUGGGCGAAUACUGCCGGCUAACGAACAACUGUAUCGGGAAUGGUACUUACUGCCGUGACGGUAUCUGCGUGUGCACACCGGGCAAACAUCCGAACGUCGACCGGAACCGGUGUCUGUACGAUGCAAAGCUCGGAGACCAAUGCUUUCGGGACGAGGAGUGCGUGACGGAUAAUUCGCGGUGCGCACAAGAAACCUGUACGUGCCGAGUCAGUCACGUGCUCAACGAACAGCGAAACCGAUGCCUACCCAUUGUUAGUAAAAUAUAUGACCUCUGCGAGGAGCACAUUCAGUGCCUGUAUAACAUCCCAUACUCGCAGUGUCGCAUCACGACCGGGACGGAUGGGAUCACCACAGGUCGUUGUACAUGCGCCAAUCGGUUCCACGAAGCGGGCUUGAAAUGUCACUCAUCCGUGCAUCUGAAUGGGAUCUGUGAGGUGCCGCAAAACUGUAUCGAUCCCGAUACCAGUUGCUUCCACGGGCGCUGCCGUUGCAUCGAUCACAUGAUCGAGGUGGACGGAAUUUGUUCUUCGGCUUCACAGAUACGGAUCGGUUGGGUUCUUCUUAGUAUACUACUAGCCGUUAGUACACCGAACACCAUCAGUUGA